AUGGCAGCUAACAACGAGAGAUUGUAUGCCGUACCCGAUCUGUUGAAGUCGGCUUACUACGCGUGUAACAAGAUCCAGCGCAAAAAGUACGACGAGCUGCGGGCUCCGGACGUCGACUUGCAGAUUUGUUGCGAGUCGCUUUUUCAAAUCGUGAAACUCAACACGGAGAGUGGUGGUUUCGACUCGUUGGGUGAUAGGAGGUCCAUGGUCGGGAAGUUGCAGUCAGAGGUCCAUGGCGACUUAAUCCGUAACUUAUGUGGGGAUGCCGCGUAUUACGGACACAUUGAUUGUCUGAUAUUCGCUCGCGAGAUUGGCGUUCCGUGGAAUGUUUCCUCUGAGGAAAAUUCCUACCGAUGGGACCCGUUAGCGUGUGAAGCAGCCGCAUCGGGAGGACACUUAGACUGUCUAAUGUACGCGCAUGCAAAUGGAUGUCCUUGGGGCACAAGCACGUGUUCUGAAGCUGCAGAUCAUGGACAACUGCACUGCCUGAUGUAUAGCCAUGAGAAUGAAUGUCCAUGGAACGAAUAUACGUGUUUUUAUGCUGCAAUUUCUGGGCAUCUGGACUGUCUUAUGUAUGCACAUGCAAAUGGAUGUCCCUGGCAUGAAGAAACGUGUUGUGUAGCUGCGCAAAAUGGAUAUCUGGACUGCUUGACGUACGCGCAUGAGAAUGGAUGCCCGUGGGAUGAAGAAACGUGUGAUAUGGCUGCAGGACAUGGACGUAUGGAAUGUCUGAAGUAUGCGCGUGAAAAUGGUUGCCCUUGGGACGAAUAUACGUGUUCUAGUGCUGCGAGAUAUGGACAUAUGGAAUGUCUGAAGUAUGCGCGUGAAAAUGGUUGUCCUUGGGACGAAAAUACGUGUUCUAGUGCUGCGGGACAUGGACAUAUGGAAUGUCUGAAGUAUGCGCGUGAAAAUGGUUGUCCUUGGGACGAAAAUACGUGUUCUAAUGCUGCGAGAUAUGGACAUAUGGAAUGUCUGAAGUAUGCGCGUGAAAAUGGUUGUCCUUGGGACGAAAAUACGUGUUCUAAUGCUGCGGGACAUGGACAUAUUGAAUUUCUGAAGUAUGCGCGUGAAAAUGGUUGCCCUUGGGACGAAAAUACGUGUUUUAUGGCUGCAAAAUAUGGACAUAUGGAAUGUCUGAAGUAUGCGCGUGAAAAUGGUUGUCCUUGGGACGAAAAUACGUGUUUUAUGGCUGCAAAAUAUGGACAUAUGGAAUGUCUGAAGUAUGCGCGUGAAAAUGGAUGCCCGUAUGGUCGGAAAACGUUUGAGGCAGUCGUUUUAUAUUGUUUGAGUUACCUCAAAAUUUGA
This is a messenger RNA of Macrosiphum euphorbiae (potato aphid), 1305 nucleotides long. NCBI's taxonomy places the organism in Eukaryota, Metazoa, Arthropoda, Insecta, Hemiptera, Aphididae. The record is from the annotation of a GenBank genome assembly.